Molecule: messenger RNA, 3158 nt
Organism: Melanotaenia boesemani (Boeseman's rainbowfish)
Lineage: Eukaryota; Metazoa; Chordata; Actinopteri; Atheriniformes; Melanotaeniidae
Product: probable flavin-containing monoamine oxidase A
Exons: 12
Coding region: 61-1671 (536 amino acids)
Molecular function (GO): oxidoreductase activity
Source: RefSeq, a predicted model, not a curated record
AGCGACAACGAGACGUAGGUACAGACAAACUUCAGUGUUCGCACUGACUUGAGAUGCAACAUGACUGCAGAAAUUUGGGACGUUAUUAUUGUUGGCGCUGGACUUUCCGGACUGAGUGCGGCCCAUUUCCUCCGAAAGAGGGUGGCCGAGUUAAAAAUACUCAUUUUGGAAGGAAAUGAUCGAGUGGGUGGUCGGACCGUGGCCUCUGACAUACCAGCAGCCAAUGGUGUUGAUCGCUGGGACUUUGGAGGACAGUGGGUCGGAAGCACCCAAACUCAUGUUAUGGACCUCAUAAAAGAGCUGGGCUUAGAGAUCUACCCGCAGUUCAACACUGGGAAAAAGGUGAUUCACAUGGGUGGGCCAACUUCCAAAGUUCGCACCUACAGCAGCAGCAUUCCCACCAUGUCCCCACUGGUGCUCAUGGACUUCACCCACCUCCUGUCGAAGAUUGACAGACUGUGUGGAACAGUUUGUGUCCAAGACCCUUCCAAGACUCCGAAUGCUGUGGAGCUAGACAGCAUGACUCUUCACUCAUUCGUGGAGCAACACGCUUGGACGGCAGAAAUAAAAGAGCAUAUUGAAGUGUGCACCAGAGCUGCCUUUGGCAUGCAGCCUUCCCAGAUGUCCUUCCUAUUCUUCCUCAUGUACGCUGCAGCAGCUGGAGGGCUACUGGCACUGCUGGAGAGUUCUCCAGGUGGUGCUCAGGAGUUCAAGAUAAAGGGAGGCACCCAGCAGCUUUCAGAGCUUCUGGCUGAUGGCGUCGGGUUGAAGAAUGUCCGGCUGGGUUCUGCUGUGACGGCCAUAUGGCAGGAUGCGGAGUGGGCCAGGGUGAUGACGAGCAACGACACCUACUUGUGCAGAGCUGUGAUUGUCACUUGCCCCCCUCAUUUGGCAGCAAAGAUCCACUACCAACCAGCCCUGCCCAGUAUGAGAGAAUUCCUCACUCAGAACAUGCCUGUGGGCCAUAUGAUAAAAUUCAUUAUCACCUACAAGACGGCUUUUUGGAAGGAAAAGGGUUUCUCUGGAGAAAUAGUGGCAGGAUCUUCCACUGACUGUCCAUUCUGUGUUACCUUUGACGCCACCAGCCCCCAGGGUAAUGCAGCUCUUGUAGGUUUCAUUUCCAGCAAGCAGGCCACUCACUGGACCACCAUGGAGGCUGGAGAAAGAAGAACGGCUGUGCUUUCCAGUCUGGUCAAAUAUCUUGGUCCUGAAGCUGCAUCCUGCAUCCACUACGAAGAGAAAGACUGGGCUAAGGAGGUCUACAACGGUGGCUGCCCUGUCAACGUCAUGGCACCAGGCCUGUUAACAUAUUACCAUCCUAGCCUGAGGAAGCCCUGUGGCAGGAUCCACUGGGCCGGCACUGAGACAGCCACCCAGUGGUGUGGCUACAUGAGCGGUGCAGUACAAUCUGGUCAGCGAGCAGCUCUGGAGGUUCUGGCUGAAGUCUGCCAUGGGGUUCUGACGAAGGAGGAGCAGGAAGUGCUGCAGCAAAGUCCAACUGUGGAGAACCCUGCAAACCCAAAAGCCUCGGCCAAACCUGCGCUGUUCACAAGGAAGGGAGCGAUUAUAGCAGUGCUAACAAUAAGUGCUGCUCUACUUCUGGCUCGGCGUCAAAACGCAUUGACAAGAAUCGAAACUUACUUGAAGAAUAUCUUCAACAAAUACAAAUAAAAUUCUACAAAUUUAAAACCAGAGUUAAAUGUUCUGAUAAAUUUAAUGAAGGCUAAUCAAACAAGUAUCGAAACACGUGAAAUUCUUUGCAUUUUUUUGUAUACUUAGAGAAAUAACUGAGCAACUCUGCUUUGUUUUCUGUUUUAACAAUUAAUAUUGUUAAAACUGAGGCCUUAAGUGUUCACUUAAGGCCUCAGAGUGAUUAUGUUUAAACAGUUUGUAGUGAGAAAACAGAGCUUUCAUAGUGCAUGUUUGUGCUGUUCCUCAGCUCAACAUUAAACCUGCUUAAGAAGCUUGUAGCAGAGCCACUAGCAUGUUUGCACACCCACUAAACCUCUGCCAGACGUUCGAAUUAGCUUGAGAUGGAUGAACCAGUCACACAAUGAUAAUGUCCCAGCGUGAGCGAUUUAAUCGAUAUCACUUGAUUGCACAGUUGAUCCAAAGGAUUUUUGUCAAUACUCACUUCUCCCCGAGAGAGGGUUUACUAAUCACUGCAACUAGGCUGCAACUCCAUUGUUACCCUGGCUUGCCAUUUGUCGUUGUUAUCACUAGCUUGCACCGAAUCAUCUGCUUGUUCUCCCUGGCUUCAUCUCAGCCAGUCUGGACUGAAGCAUGGCCAAUAAAUCAACAUCUCUGAACAUGUUUGUUUUUUUCUUUUCAACAUUUGGUAACAGAUUUGAUCAUUUUGGCUGGUGAUCAGUAGUUGUCAGGUAAUAAACAAAAAAUUUAAUACAUCUUUUUUUCUGAUUUGACAACACUGAGAGGAAGAGCAGAGUGGAUUGGUGUACUGUUCACAGACUUCACAGCGCUGCACACAUGCGGUUAAUGUACCAUCUGGGAGACUGGCAGCUUGCCUUGUCAGUUGCUGUUUUUUCAUCAUCCUCUGCAGCUCUGAAUACACAAGCAGUGUGAGAUGGUGAGCAUUUAAUAGAGGGGGGGGUAAAAAAAAAAGUCUGUCAAAUUACUGUGUGCAUGAAUUGUAAUAGAAGCACGACAUGAGUCUUGCUUAAGGUUCUGAAAUUCAGAAUCAACAUGCACCAUAUGCAUUACAGGGAAUACUAUGAGAGGGUAGAGAAAGAAAAAAAAAUUACUACUCUGAGAAUUAAGCAGCCAAUGUCCAGAGUACAGUUACACUCAUGAUUUCUGACUGCUUCUCAACAAAUAUUUUAUUAGGCUUGAUAUUUAUUUUCAGAAUUUCUCUGUGAAAAGAAGCACACUGAUAGAUGUCAUGGCCUCAAGUCAGAAAAAUACAAGAAAAAAUGUGAUUCAUAACAAAUCUGGAAAGAACACUGCUUCAUUGAUACUCCUAAGAUUAGAAAAAAUACAAUAAUGAAUUUUUCAGACCAUGACAGUUUCAAAGCCCCCAAAAUAUGUAGUCCAUGAGUUCAAAACAGAAAACACAAUUUAUCUUUUUCUGCUGUUUUUCUGUACUCUGUGUAUGUUUGCGCCUGUUUCUUCUACCCAAAUAAAAGAUCUCCAGAAAAGUC